CGUAGCGCGACGCUAGGCAGACGUUUAGUCAGUUCGCGGCUAUCACUCAACGUAAAGCAAAGCGCGUAACCUUUUUCGAAAAAAAACUUUUAACUACCUAUUUAGUAAUAGUUAAAAAGUGUUGUGAAUAAAGUGACAAUUUUUGUUAUUAUAAUAAUUAAUCAAGGAAAUAAUCAAGUAGAGCGAUGCGGAAUAGACUGGGCGUGAUAAAAUGGCGCAUACGCGGUAUCAGUGAGCGAAAGUUGAGCACAUCCAUACAAUGCCGCGCCGACAGAAGCGAAAUAAGCACUAACAUACAAUGUCCGGUGCAAGGUCAUCGCGCCCGAUCGACUCAUGCAGCGGUCGACUCAGUCUUCGAUACCGUGUCUCCAUCAAUCAAAUCCUGGGAGGAAGUGCCUGGCCCCAAACCUUUGCCACUACUCGGCAACACGUGGCGCUUUGUACCUUAUAUUGGUGGUUAUUCCGUGGAGCACGUGGAUAAAGUAUGCUUGUCAUUACGCGAGAAAUAUGGCAAGUGCGUCAAGAUGGCCGGCCUGCUUGGCAGACCAGACAUGCUGUUUGUUUUCGAUGCUGGGGAAGUCGAAAGAGUGUUCAGAGGAGAAGAUUCAGCCCCACAUAGACCAUCAAUGCCGUCUUUGAAUUACUAUAAGCACACUCUUCGGAAAGAUUUCUUCGGUGCAGAAAAAGAUUGCGCGGGAGUUAUUGCUGUUCACGGCGAUUCAUGGGCGGCUUUUAGAACAAAAGUGUCAAAGGUGGCAUUGAGUACAAGCAGCGCCGCACAAUACACAGUACCAGUUGCUGAAGUCGCUGAUGCUUUUGUUAAUAGAAUUCGUGAAAUACGAGACGAGAAAUCUGAAACUCCGGGUGACUUUUUAAAUGAAGUUCACAAAUGGUCCUUAGAAUCUCUAGGUCUAAUAGCAUUAGACACUAGAUUGGGAUGCUUCGAGUCAGUCGAAGGUUCAGAGAGCCAGCGUCUUAUCGACGCGGUACAUACCUUUUUCAUCAGCGUGGGAGAGCUGGAGCUACGAGCGCCUUGGUGGAGGAUCUACCCGACUGCAAUGUUUAGGCGAUAUGUCGCUGCUUUAGAUACGAUUCUUAGUGUAACUCUAAGCCACGUGGAGCGCGCGCUCAAAGAGUGCCAGGCGAACGGCGGCAGCAAAUCUUUGUUACAAGACCUGGUGACGGCUGCGGGGCCUAGGGUUGCCGCGGUGGCUGCCUUGGACCUAUUCCUCGUGGGAAUUGAUACGACGUCUAACGCUGUUGCUUCGACGUUGUAUCAGCUAGCUUCUAGACCUCAUAUCCAGGAGAGACUUCACGAUGAGAUCACAAAAGUGUUACAAGGCAGACCGCUAGCUCCGGGCGAUAUUAAUCAAAUGCCUUAUUUAAAGGCAUGUGUUAAAGAGGUUUUAAGAUUGUUUCCCGUUGUAAUUGGAAACGGUAGACAAUUGACGAAGGAUACAGUUAUUUGUGGUUACAACAUACCGAGAGGGACUCAAGUAAUCUUCCAACACUAUGUGAUGGGCAACUCGGAGGAAUAUUUUUCUGACGCUUCCGAGUUCAGACCAGAGCGUUGGAUCCAGAGGUCGACGUACAAACAUCAUGCCUUUGCAUCUUUACCCUUCGGCUUCGGCAAGAGAAUGUGCCUCGGUCGUCGGUUUGCUGAACUUGAAAUGCACGUUGCUCUUUGCAAGAUCGUGCAAGCUUUUAAGAUGGAGUAUCAUCACGAGCCAUUGGACUAUCAUAUACAUCCUAUGUACACACCAAAUGGACCACUAAGGUUAAAAUUUAUUGACCGAUAAAUUGUAAACUUUUUACUACGAAUGAAUGGAAUGCGCUCUCUAUAUAUG
Messenger RNA from Papilio machaon (common yellow swallowtail), 1847 nucleotides. It is a transcript of the gene CYP49A1, whose product is annotated as probable cytochrome P450 49a1. NCBI's taxonomy places the organism in Eukaryota, Metazoa, Arthropoda, Insecta, Lepidoptera, Papilionidae. Bases 186 to 1799 code for a protein of 537 amino acids. Gene Ontology annotation, molecular function: iron ion binding; heme binding; monooxygenase activity. The record is from RefSeq and is a predicted model, not a curated record. The transcript has 13 exons.